AUUAUAUUCGUUCCUGAACAGUUGCUAUCUAUGGAAGCUCCAAAGAAAAAUUUCAUCUUGGGACAUCAAUCAAAAGGGACUGUUGCACAGGAAGAUGGUAGCCCUCCAUCAAAAAAAGUCAUGACAGAAAUCCAUGUAAAAGAUAAAAUACACACAAUGGUAAUAAAUAAGUUGCCAGUAAUUAAGAAGGAACAUUUGGAUGAAUGUGAAGAAAGUCUUAUGGAUGACAGAGAAGAAGAUGUCAAACCAAAUAUUGCUGCAGCAUCAGAGCCUUUGAACUUAAAUCCUGGUUUGAAACAUACAUUGGCACAAUUCCAUUUAAGCAGUCAGAGUUCACUUGGUGGACCAGCAGCAUUUUCUGCUCGCCAUUCACAAGAAAACAUGUCAUCUGUUUUUGUACCUCUUCCAUCACCUCAGAUUCUUCCUGGCCCAUUGCUUGUCCCAUCAGAUAGUUCUACAGAGUUGACUCAGACUUUACUGGAAGGGGAGUCUAUAUCUUGUUUUAAAGUUGGAGGAGAAAAGAGGCUUUGUUUGCCUCAAGUUUUGAAUUCUGUCCUCAGAGACUUUUCUCUACAGCAAAUUAACACAGUGUGCGAUGAACUUUACAUCUAUUGUUCUAGAUGCAGUUCUGAUCAGCUUCACAUCUUAAAAGUUUUGGGGAUUCUGCCCUUUAACGCUCCUUCUUGUGGACUUAUCACUUUGACCGAUGCUCAAAGAUUAUGCAAUGCAUUGUUGCGCCCUCGUACUUUUCCUCAAAAUGGCAGCCUGCUUCAUACUAAAAGUUCACUGCCCCAACUAAAGGAGACUGGAAGUGCCUUUGAAGUAGAACAUGAAUGCUUGGGCAAGUGUCAGGGUUUGUUUGCUCCACAGUUUUAUCUUCAGCCAGAUUCCCCAUGUAUCCAGUGUUCAGAAUGCUAUGGGAUGUUUUCACCCCAAACUUUUGUGAUGCAUUCCCAUCGAUCUCCAGACAAGAGGACUUGUCACUGGGGCUUUGAGUCAGCAAAGUGGCACUGUUACCUUCACAUUAACCAAAAAUAUUUAGGAACAUCUGAAGAAAGAAAUGUGAAGCAACUCUUAGAACAAAUGAAAGAAAAAUUUAGCACAAAGAAUAAAAAAAUACCCCAGUCUAAGGCAGAUUCCCAUUAUAAUGUAGAAUUUCAGCAGUGGUAUCCGGUUAUAAAGCAAGAAACAGAUUCUACAGAUCAACCACAUUCAUUUAUACACCCCAGCUAUUUCUUUUACAUGUGUGAUAAGGUGGUUGCUCCCAAUGUAUCUCUUAGUACUUCAAUGCCACAGUGUAAAGAAACCACAAAAACUGUUGAAAAAAUAUCAGAGGUAUAUAAAUCAUUUCCGGGGACGUCACUAAAACAGCAAAAUGGAGGCAAACACAAAAAAAGUGUGUUUUAUCAGGACAUCGCUCUUGAAGGACAGGAGAAGUUUGACUUAAAGCCCAGAUCUGGAAUUUGUGCUAGUAUAGAGCAACCCAUACCCAUUAAAUCUGCAAACAGAAGGAAAACGGAACAGGUCAGUUCCAGGGAGACUACAGAAGAUGAGAUGGAAAUAAAUAGUGAUGCACAAUCCUCAUCUCAGGCUCUUACCGAUGGUAUUGGAUCUGAUGAUGAUAAAGGGAAAAUGAUGGAAGAAGUAAUGAAAACAUAUAUUAAACAGCAAGAAAAGCUACAUACAAUUUUGCAAAAGAAGCAGCAUCUUCAAAUGUUAGCAGAGCUGAGGCAGAGGCUGGAUCAUGCAGAGGCCGAUAGACAGGAGCUCCAAGAUGAACUGAGACAGGAACGAGAAGCGAGACAGAAGUUAGAGAAGAUGAUCAAAGAAUUAAAACUUCAGAUUCAGAAAUCUUCAAAAAAUGGAAAAGGAAAAUAAAAUGCCAUCCAGAGCGCGUCUGCAUUUUCUCAGCAAGGCUAAAAAAAAAAAAUUGCCUGCCAAGGAGAGGUCAAGCCAUGGAAAAGUGAAGGUAUUGGGCACAAUUAUGGAAAACUUUUCCGGUGCAUCCCACCAUCAGUAGCAGAGGUGUUUGGGAACUCACAAUCAUUUCUAUGGUGAUCUGCACAAGAAAAGUUCUCAGUAGAUUAUGUCCAACAUGUGCGUAGAAAUCUACAAUGAUAUGUAUAUUUAUACAGCUUCCAGACUGACCAAAUCUGUAUUUGUGCUGCUUUUUUUUAUUGUUAUGAGCAACAUUGAAAUUUUGUUUUACAAUGGUCAGUAUGUAUCUGUUUAUUUUACAAACUGUCUCGAGGACUCUCACUGAAUGCAACAUUCUUGAUUCAAAGUACACAGUAACUACCUUUUUGCAUGCAAUUCAAGAAUCAAACUGAAAAAAAUAUAUAGUUUUAUUUUUGCUUUGCUCCAAUAUUUCAUUUGAUGAUGCUGUAUCAAUGAGAAAACUGUUAAUAUGAAAUCAUUAAACAGUGAAAACUUCUUUAAA
Messenger RNA from Protobothrops mucrosquamatus (brown spotted pit viper), 2440 nucleotides. It is a transcript of the gene SKIL, whose product is annotated as SKI like proto-oncogene. The record is from RefSeq and is a predicted model, not a curated record. Lineage: Eukaryota; Metazoa; Chordata; Lepidosauria; Squamata; Viperidae. Gene Ontology annotation, cellular component: nucleus. Gene Ontology annotation, molecular function: DNA-binding transcription factor activity, RNA polymerase II-specific; RNA polymerase II cis-regulatory region sequence-specific DNA binding; SMAD binding. Gene Ontology annotation, biological process: negative regulation of BMP signaling pathway.